Athalia rosae (coleseed sawfly) is the source of this 3284-nucleotide messenger RNA. RefSeq names its product endothelin-converting enzyme homolog. Gene Ontology annotation, cellular component: plasma membrane. The record is from RefSeq and is a predicted model, not a curated record. The coding region runs from base 817 to 3111 and encodes 764 amino acids. Gene Ontology annotation, biological process: protein processing. Lineage: Eukaryota; Metazoa; Arthropoda; Insecta; Hymenoptera; Athaliidae. Gene Ontology annotation, molecular function: metalloendopeptidase activity. The transcript is spliced from 19 exons.
UGCGUGCGCCAAACGAUCAAGUGACAAAGUUUUCGGUAUCACGCUCAUUAGCUCUCCUGCAUUUCGAUGGUCGCGCAUUCAUCUUUUGAUCCGUACACACAGAGUAAGGUUCGUUAUCUGUGCCUUGCGACAGAAAAAAAAGUAGUAAAAAAAGUUAAAAUAAAAAUAUCCCCGUUUGGCUGUCUUCUUCAGUCCACGCUCUAAGGAGUUCCAUUUUUUUGUUUUCAAUUUUUCGAUUCAUUAAUCGAUUCUUUUCGAAGCAACGUUCACGAUAUUUCGUCAGAUUUUAGUCGGGCACAGCGAACGACGCUUCGUUCGAAUAAUGUCGUUGUGAGAUUUUUGCUCAAAAUAUUAUUUCAGGUUUUUUGAAUACGCAAUAUAGAAUUACAAUCAUCGGUCUAUUGAUCUGCGAUUAUUGCUGUGCAGCCGCCGGCGUUGCUGUUCACAGUUUCCCACGUCACAACGAAAUAUAAUUCAUCAUCCGAGUAAAACCGUCUUACCGCCAUUUUUCGAUCCACUCGACGAUCAAGCUACCCCCGAACUUCGACGCGAAGGUAGCCGCCGGCAGCUUCGAUAUCGUCGAGUUCACACGAUGCGGUGCAACGAUGUUAUUCCGGCCGCCGCUUCGGUAUCCCUGAAUAACGGAGGGCAAAGUUCGAGCGAUUCGAAGAUAAGGGGAAAACAAACUCGCGGAAGUCCGAUCGGCGCUCGACGUUCACAAUUGCAACGACACUUACAAAUCGGACGUCGCAGAUAUUGAAACGCCUGAUUUCAAUGGCUGAAGGUAAUCGAACGAUCCCGUAACAAUAAAACACGAUGAGAUAUAAGGUCAACGAUCCCGAAAUGAACGUUGGGCAAACAGAAGUAACGAGGCAACCUUCGAGUCAAACGUCAAACGCAUCAUGGAAUUACAACGACGGAGAUUCAACGAAAUCCAGGUCAAAAGAAUCGAUACUGAUUCUGGUUGCAGGGCUAUUAGCCGUCGCCGUUAUCGCACUGGUGGCUACUUUGAUCCUGCAAAUGUUUGUCUUCAACAAAGAAGAAUACAAGGAAAUGUGCCAGAGCGAAGAAUGCGUUAAAACAGCCGCAAGGGUCAUACAAUCGAUGGACAGGACGUACGAGCCUUGCGACGACUUUUACCGAUUCGCCUGCGGCGGUUGGACGAAAAACAACCCCAUUCCGCAAAGCCAAACUUCCUGGGAUCAGCUGAGUCUCUUGAGAGAAGAACUGAUGAGCGAUCUGCGAAUUCUGCUCGAGGAGAAGGACGACGACGCCGAUCUCAGACCGGUCAAAUUGGCCAGGUCGCUGUACAGGACGUGCAUGGACACGGCCAGCGUCGAAAAGCUGGGCCUCGCCCCGAUAAUGGAUGUCAUGUCCCGCUUGGGGUUGUCGAGGGAUCCGCCCCUGGAAAAUGACUCGGAGCCGCUGGACUUGGCGAAACUCUCGGGAGCGGUUCAAAGGGUGCUGGGGUUGAACCUGCUGGUCAGUUUUUACAUAAACGAAGACGUGAGGGACACAACGAGGAACAGGAUGACGAUGGCGCAGGUCUCGCCCGGGUUCAGCGAACGGUAUCUAUUGGAGCCUCUGCGUUUUCACUCGGAGCUGACGGAGUACAGAAAAUACAUUACGUCGAUGAUGGAGCUGAGCGGGGCGGGCAACAAGAGCGCAAUAUUUGCGAACGAGCUGAUAGAAUUCAGCACUGAAAUUGCCAAGAUUCUGACCUCGCCGGAAGAACGGAGGAGCGUCAAUCACCUCUUUCACGAUAUACCCGUCACCGAACUGCAGCGUCACACGGAUCCAGGCGGCUCGCAGUGGAACUGGACGACCUAUUUGGAGGAGGUUUUCAAGGACACUAACGUCACCAUAGACACGAGCGUCGACCGCGUCAUAGUCAUGGACAUGAAGUACCUCCAGAAGUUGCCGCUGUUGCUGGCGAACACGUCUUCCGCGACUUUGGCCAGGUACGCGUGGUGGGGAGUAUUUUCUACGGUGGCACCCCUGACGCUGCAAAAAUUCAGAGAUCUGGGCUUCCAAUUUUCUCAGAAAUUGUUCGGGCUCAAAGAGAAGACUGCGAGGUGGAAAGGAUGCGCCGGAAACGUCAACUCAAACUUCGGGAUGGCGCUAAGUUAUUUAUACGUUCAAAAACACUUCAACGAACAGUCGAGAGAAAAGGCCCUGGAAAUGCUCUCCGACGUCAAAGAAGCGUUCAAUGACAUGGUUUCGGAGCUUGACUGGAUGGACGCAGGGACGAGGGCCAGAGCCCACAGAAAAUUAGCCGCCAUCAGACCUUUCGUCGGGUUUCCGGAAUGGAUAACGAAGCCGGACGAACUGAAUAAAUUUUACGACGGGGCGGAGGUGCUGGACGGGAAACUUUUCGAAACGUUUCUGGGCUUGACCAACAUCGGAGUGCAAAAAAGUCUGAACAGUCUGAGAGAAAAGCCCGAUAAAAACAGAUGGAUCUCGACGGGAACGACCGUCAACGCGUUUUACAGCGCCAUUUUGAAUUCAGUCACUUUUCCGGCUGGUAUUUUACAUCCCCCAUUCUAUGGCAAUGGAAUAGAGUCCAUCAACUAUGGGGCGAUGGGUGCUAUAAUGGGUCACGAAUUGACGCACGGUUUCGACGACCAAGGUCGUAGGUACGACGAAAAUGGAAACCUCAAACAAUGGUGGAGCGACGAAACCCUCAUUCAUUAUCACGAGAAGGUGGAGUGCAUUAUCAAGCAAUACAGUAGUUAUCACGUGCCAGAAUUGGGUCGUAACUUUAUGGUGAACGGUCUGAAUACUCAAGGAGAGAAUAUAGCGGACAAUGGCGGAAUAAGAGAAGCAUAUCGUGCGUAUAAACGAUUGACGAGUCGAAAUCCAGGCCAACAACAAGCUCUGCCCGGUCUCACGGAGUACACCCACGAGCAGCUAUUUUUCAUCGGUUUCUCACAGGUUUGGUGUGGAAAUUACACUACGGGCGCUCUGAAGUCGAAGCUAAUAGAAGGUGUGCAUGCGCCCAAUCACUUUCGUGUGAUAGGGACCCUUUCGAACAACGCAGAAUUUGCAAUGGCGUGGAAUUGUCCUGCUGGGAGCCCGAUGAAUCCGACGCACAAGUGUAUACUUUGGUAACCGUGGUUCGUCGCAAAACUAGCAUUGGGAAAACUACGAUAACUUUACGGUGAUUAAUUUAUCCAGAGUCCUGGCGUACGUGCAUUCCACUUGUAAAUAUUUUGCACAGUUAUAGACUUGAGUUUAUGUUAAAAUUAUUCUUUUGUACAUAAAUACAUAUCGUACGAUGAUAA